UCCUGGCAACAGAGACGAACCCAAACCAGCUCCUGCUGCUCAACAAGACCUGCAGGGUCUAAUAAUGGAAUACGGAUUGGACUGUGAGAAACGUGAGAAAUCGGCACGGAGAAUCCAGGAGUUCUGGAGAUCCUAUCAGGACCGAAAACUCUUCCACCUUCUGAUGAACACAGUACGCUCAGCGGAACAGUGUGUGACUCCUGCAGUUCUGCGUCAGUUCAGUCCUCUGGAGGCGAACCUGCUGACUGACCGCAGUCUGCAGUGUAAGGUCAGAUUCAGGUUCUCCGGGCCUCAGUUCCCACCUGUUAUCGUGUUUAAGAUCUUCCACACGGGCCGAGGGCGGCGCUACCUGUCCGGGAAAAAACUCUUCAGGCCGUCCAACCAGGCCACUGCAGACUCCUGUAGGAUGAUGGGGAACAGGAGGUUUAUGGAGCUGCUGAUGGAGGACGAGGAUCAGUGGCAUGGCCGAGAGAUCUCAGACCCCAUAGACAUCACCUGCAUGAGAGACUACGUACAGUACUCCAGUCACCUGGAUGAGUUACCUGCCUGUGUUGGGGGGAGAGAGAACGGCUGGAGGCGUCUGAGUCUGCAGGUUCUGACCCGGGACAGAGUAACGGACCCUGUGGUGGACAAACUCGAGAAGGAAGCACUUUCAAGACCAUCUAGACCCCUCAGGUUCCCCGCUGUCCCCCCCUCCUCAGCAGUGUCCAGCCGGCGGUCAGCCCGGGCUCAGAGCAUCUCCGCCCGCAGGAAACUCCUCUACACCCGCAGAGAGGAGCAGAGGGCUUUGGGUGAAGAUCAGGAGGAGAAACAGACUCACAGUGUAAUCAGUAUAAACAUCAAUCAGAUGAAUGAUGAAGACGGAGCUGACGAGGAGCUGAUUAAUCCUGACCCGUCGUCAUUGCUGGAGUUGGACGAGGACUCUCAGUGGGAAGAAGAAGCUGAGAAACUGUGCUGCUGGACCGGUCAGCUUACAAUUGACACCAUCGACCAGCUGGACUACAUCUGA
Molecule: messenger RNA, 1009 nt
Organism: Colossoma macropomum (tambaqui)
Lineage: Eukaryota; Metazoa; Chordata; Actinopteri; Characiformes; Serrasalmidae
Gene: cunhxorf58
Product: chromosome unknown CXorf58 homolog
Exons: 8
Coding region: 65-1009 (314 amino acids)
Molecular function (GO): protein binding
Source: RefSeq, a predicted model, not a curated record